UAUCCUGCGGAUAGUAGUAUAGCAGAAGCGGAGGAGCAGCUGAGUAUUUCGCCUCAGAGCGAGGGCCGGAACAAGGGUGGGGAGGAAGCUCAGGAAGGUGGAGCUGUGGAAAGUGCUGCUGACCCGGUCCCACCUCCGAUUGGCUCGCCAGACACAGAAGAGCCCACUGGUGACACUAAAAAGAAAAUUGAUAUCCUCCUGAAACCCGUGGGAGAUACUCCCAUCAUGAAAACCAAGAAGUGGGCUGUGAACAAAGCCCAAGAAAUUUUAUAUAUAAACCAAUCUUUCUCUCCAUCUCCAGACCAGGAAGUUGGGACCCUCUAUGAGUGUUUUGGAAGUGAUGGCAAGCUUAUACAGUGUUAUUUUCAAAACCCAGGUGUGGGGAUGAAUGACAA
Nipponia nippon (crested ibis) is the source of this 395-nucleotide messenger RNA. Lineage: Eukaryota; Metazoa; Chordata; Aves; Pelecaniformes; Threskiornithidae. The record is from RefSeq and is a predicted model, not a curated record.